Messenger RNA from Trichomycterus rosablanca, 2563 nucleotides. RefSeq lists its product as uncharacterized. Gene Ontology annotation, cellular component: cytoskeleton; SCAR complex. Gene Ontology annotation, biological process: actin cytoskeleton organization; positive regulation of Arp2/3 complex-mediated actin nucleation. NCBI's taxonomy places the organism in Eukaryota, Metazoa, Chordata, Actinopteri, Siluriformes, Trichomycteridae. Gene Ontology annotation, molecular function: protein kinase A regulatory subunit binding; Arp2/3 complex binding; actin binding. The record is from RefSeq and is a predicted model, not a curated record. The transcript has 12 exons. Bases 172 to 1677 code for a protein of 501 amino acids.
AGCCAUAAACAACCAUAAACGUCAGCGUUAUUUCCACAGUUCUGCUUACUGAUAAUGUGCAGCCGCGCUACUCUGAGAAAUAUGUGAGGGGAAAACGAGGAAAAGAAGAGACAAGCUUGCGAAAAAGAAAUAUAACGACCAGAAUUUGCUGCUAUAUUACAGUGAUAUACCAUGCCGCUGGUAAAGAGGUGUAUCGAGCCGAGGCACCUGUCAAGAGGAGCUCUGCCUGAUGGAGUCCUCAGCGAACUUGAGUGCGUCACCAACAGCACGCUUGCCGCCAUCAUCAAACAGCUUGGCAGCCUCAGUCACCAUGCAGAAGAUGUGUUCGGUGAGCUGUUUAAAGAAGCAAACAGUUUCUACCUGCGCAUGAGCCACCUGCAGGAGCGUGUGGACCUGCUGGCUGUUAAGGUCACCCAGUUGGACUCCACUGUUGAGGAAGUUUCUCUGCAGGACAUCAACAUGAGGAAGGCAUUUAAAAGCUCCACCAUUCAGGAUCAGCAGGUGGUGUCUCGUGCCUCCAUCCCCAAUCCUGUCAUCGAGAUUUACCAGUGUGCCGAUAAACCUCCUCCUCUCAAUAUCCUCUCUCCAUACAGAGACGAUAAGAAGGAUGCACUGAAGUUCUACACAGAUCCAUCUUACUUCUUCAACCUGUGGAAGGAGAAAAUGCUGCAGGCCACAGAAGACAAGAGGAAGGAGAAAAGACGACAGAAGGAGCAGCAGAAACAGGUGGAAGAGCCUGGGCGAGAGGUCAAGAAAGUGCGGAAAGCUCGGACCCGCAGACAAGAGUGGAACGUGCUGGCGUAUGACAAAGAGUUUCGCCCUGAUGCCCGCUUCACACCCUCUCCAUACCACGGCAUGUCCUCGGAGGGAUCCCUCUCGCCAGACAGCAGGUCAUUGAUGUCAGACGCAGGUGAACAUUCAUACCCGGGCAGCCCAAUUCGCCCUGCACAGCACACUCCACCCUGCAGUGCUCCGCCCACCAUCGAUGUCAAAGGGGCCAUGCUCAGUCCCUCUCAUACCCAAACACUGCAGCGAACCUACAGGCCCACUGGCAACCUGUCUACUCCGGCUGGAAGAGACACUCUGGGCAGAAUCCAGCCCUCACAUGCAGCUGCACCUACAGACCCUGCUCUCAAUGGUCCUCGCCUUACCCAGGCUAAAGACUACAGCAUUCAUCAAUCCCAUCAGCCGGAGUUCUUCAUCCCUCCUGCUCCCCCUCCUCCUCCUCCCCCUCUCAUCCCUUCAGCUCAGACAGCCUUCGACAGCCCCACUGCUCCCUCUUCUUCCUCUUCCUCUCCCCUGCCUCCCAGCACCAUGGCCUCUCUGUCCCGUUACAGCUCCUCACCACCUACACCUGCAGCCCCUCCUCCACCUCCAGCCGGACCUCCGACACACACCCACCCUCAAGCACACAGCCUGCCCCCAGUGCAGGCAGAGACCCCGACCGCCAGGAAGCCUCAGGUGCCUUUGGUCCCUAUGAGCGAUGCCCGAAGCGAUCUGCUUGCUGCCAUACGCAGAGGAAUUCAGUUGAGGAAAGUGCAGGAGCAAAGAGAGCUGGAAGCUAAGAGAGAGCCGGUGGGAAACGAUGUGGCCACGAUCCUGUCACGCCGUAUCGCUGUGGAGUACAGUGAAUCAGACGAGGACUCCGAGCCAGACGAAAACGAGUGGUCUGAUUAGUGAAGAGCAUGAUCUCAGAUCCCAGAGAGAUCUGAAGCAGAGAUAGAAGAGCUUUCAUGAAGAGAUAGUGGGGGAGAGUUCCAGAGUUUGUGAGCAGUAGAACUAAAGGACAGUCCACCCAACACACAAGGAUCUAAGAGACCAGCACGGUGGGUAGCAGUGUUGCGUCACAGCAAGAAGGUCCUGUGUUCGAUUCCCAGGUGGAGCAGUCUGGGUCCUUUCUGUGUGGAGUUUGCAUGUUCUCCCCGUGUCUGCGUGGGUUUCCUCUAGGAGCUCCAGUUUCUUCACAGUCCAAAGACAUGCAAGUGAGGUCCUGACGAGGCACUGGAUUAUAUUAACGUGUUACUGUAUCAACCCUGCGUUCACACCGGCAGUGAAGUGAGACGACAAAACGAAACAGUGAUGGAACUGGUCAUGCAGGGCAGAGCGAUCGUCUGUGCAGACGACCAAUCAGAACUCAGCAAGGUCGGUCCAAAUCAUUAUUAUUUCCAGUGUAAAACAAUCUCCAUGUAGUUCCUAGAAGGCAUUUACUACUUUAAAUAUUAUGACAGUAAUGAAAGUCUGGUGCACCUUAAACUGGGUGUUACAGUUUUAAAUCCUUGCAGGGCUAUCUGCCAGUCAGGCAUCUACACAGACCUGACGGCCAUAUAGCCCAGCUUUUGAUAGGUGCACUUGUUUGUCAGUGCACUCUCAGUGCCGGUCCCAUGCCCGAGUUGCAUCAGGAAGGGCAUCCGGUGUAAAACGCUACCAAAUCUGGUAUGCAGAUCAGAAUGAGCCGCUGAGGCCACCAAUAAAAUAUGAAAGAUCUGUCUAAAACAUGCUGCCAUACAAUAUAGUGUGUAAAGUUAGUGUAACAAUACAAUAAAAAAAUAAUUGAAUUGUAUGU